CCCUGCUGCAGCCAUUUUAUUUCUCUGUAUCGUUUGAGACGGUCGUCGUGCUCCUGACGAAAUAAACAAGACUUACACACACAUUUUAUAACUUACACAUUUCUUCAUUUAAAUUAAAUUAAAACACAACCAUGAGGGAAAUUGUUCACAUUCAAGCCGGACAGUGUGGAAACCAGAUUGGAGCCAAGUUCUGGGAAAUCAUCUCUGACGAACAUGGAAUUGACCCAACUGGAGCAUACCACGGAGAUUCCGAUCUCCAGCUUGAACGUAUCAAUGUGUACUACAAUGAAGCGUCAGGUGGUAAAUACGUACCUCGUGCUAUUUUGGUUGAUUUGGAACCUGGUACCAUGGAUUCCGUACGAUCUGGACCUUUUGGACAGAUUUUCAGACCAGACAACUUUGUGUUUGGACAGUCUGGGGCUGGUAACAACUGGGCCAAAGGACAUUACACUGAAGGUGCUGAACUUGUAGACUCAGUGUUAGAUGUAGUCAGGAAAGAAGCCGAAAGUUGCGAUUGCCUCCAAGGUUUCCAACUGACUCACUCGUUGGGUGGUGGUACCGGUUCUGGUAUGGGAACAUUGUUGAUCUCUAAAAUUCGUGAAGAAUACCCAGACAGAAUUAUGAACACAUACUCUGUUGUUCCAUCUCCAAAAGUGUCUGACACUGUUGUAGAACCUUACAACGCUACCCUUUCGGUUCACCAAUUGGUCGAGAACACAGACGAAACCUACUGUAUUGACAAUGAAGCUUUGUAUGACAUCUGUUUCCGUACAUUAAAACUAACCACACCAACAUACGGAGACUUAAACCAUUUAGUCUCCUUGACCAUGUCCGGAGUGACAACUUGUCUCAGGUUCCCCGGUCAGCUAAAUGCUGAUCUCCGUAAACUCGCCGUCAACAUGGUUCCUUUCCCCAGGUUACAUUUCUUCAUGCCUGGUUUUGCUCCUCUUACCUCUCGCGGCAGCCAACAAUAUAGGGCGUUGACUGUACCUGAACUCACCCAACAAAUGUUCGAUGCUAAGAACAUGAUGGCGGCUUGUGAUCCACGACACGGGCGCUACCUCACUGUAGCAGCUGUAUUCAGAGGACGCAUGUCCAUGAAGGAAGUCGAUGAACAAAUGUUGAACAUCCAAAAUAAAAAUUCUAGCUACUUCGUUGAAUGGAUUCCCAACAACGUUAAAACAGCUGUUUGUGACAUUCCUCCGAGAGGAUUGAAAAUGUCUGCCACCUUCAUUGGUAACUCGACCGCCAUCCAAGAAUUGUUCAAGAGGAUAAGCGAACAGUUCACGGCUAUGUUCAGACGUAAGGCUUUCUUACAUUGGUACACUGGUGAAGGUAUGGAUGAAAUGGAAUUCACUGAGGCUGAAUCUAACAUGAACGAUCUUGUCUCUGAAUACCAACAAUACCAAGAAGCCACCGCUGACGAAGAAGCUGAAUUUGACGAGGAACAGGAACAAGAAGUUGAUGAAAACUAGACAUGUAUUAAUUAGCUUUAAAAUGCAAUUUUUGUUACUAUUAUUUUUAAUGGAAAUCCUGUAAAUUAACUUUUUUUAUACUUAUGCUUUAUUCAUUCCAUCUAAAAUUCCUCUCGUACUAAAAUUACACUGCUUUUUUUAUUUGAAUUAUAAUAAUUGAACAAUAUAGCUUUACAACAUUAAAUUUUGAAAUUAUUUUCAAGUACAACUAUA
This is a messenger RNA of Adelges cooleyi (spruce gall adelgid), 1688 nucleotides long. RefSeq names its product tubulin beta-1 chain. The record is from RefSeq and is a predicted model, not a curated record. The transcript is spliced from 4 exons. Bases 132 to 1475 code for a protein of 447 amino acids. Gene Ontology annotation, molecular function: GTPase activity; GTP binding; structural constituent of cytoskeleton. Gene Ontology annotation, cellular component: cytoplasm; microtubule. Gene Ontology annotation, biological process: microtubule cytoskeleton organization; mitotic cell cycle. Lineage: Eukaryota; Metazoa; Arthropoda; Insecta; Hemiptera; Adelgidae.